Molecule: messenger RNA, 390 nt
Organism: Striga asiatica
Lineage: Eukaryota; Viridiplantae; Streptophyta; Magnoliopsida; Lamiales; Orobanchaceae
Source: the annotation of a GenBank genome assembly
AUGAAGAUGUGUACUUUUCAGGCUAAUAAUGCAACCACAAAUGCUGCUCCAAUACAGACUGCGUGCGGGACUCCAGAUUAUUGCCCUGAUGUGCCAGAACCGGGCCCACCUCACCAGCAUCAAUGGCCACCGUCCCGCGAAGGAGGUGGGAAAGCGGCGAAAGUCGACCGGAGGGAGGCUGCGCUGAUGAAGUUCAGGCAGAAAAGGAAAGAGAGGUGUUUUGAUAAAAAGAUUAGGUAUGUGAAUCGGAAAAAGCUAGCCGACCGUAGGCCCCGCCUGAAGGGGCAGUUCGUGAGGAAGACGAAUGGGGUUUGUGUGGACCUGAUCGGGCUUCCGGGCUCGGAUGACGAGGAUGAAGAGGAGGAUUAUGACGAGGACGAUCGAUUCUAA